AUGAACAUCGAUAUAGACAAAAUAAUAGACCCAAUAGACACUCAUCCAAGUAACGAGCUAAUAACCCAACCAUACACCUACCUCUCCUCCAUCCCCGGCAAUAACAACAACGUCCGCACCCGCUUCAUCCAAGCCUUCAACCAACUCUACUACCACAUCACCAAUCAGGCAUUAUUAUCCGGGAUUGGAGACAUCAUCCUGAUUUUCCAUAAUAGUUCGUUGUUGAUUGAUGAUAUUGAGGAUUCGUCGAUGUAUAGACGUGGUAUGCCGGCUGCACAUACGAAAUUUGGGGUGCCGUUAACGAUUAAUUGUGGGAAUUUGAUGUAUUUUAUUGCGUUACAACGGACUCAGAAUGAAUUACCGAAAUUGGCUGGGGAGGAAGUGGAUGGGGAGAAGUUGAGGUUGGAGAUUUCGAAGAUUUUGAUUGAUGAGAUGUUGAAUUUACAUCAUGGACAGGGGUUGGAUAUAUAUUGGCGAGAUUAUUUGAGGAAGAUGGAGACGUUGCCUAGUGUGGAGGAAUAUUUGGAGAUGGUUAAGGAUAAGACUGGGGGAUUGUUUAGAUUGAGUAUUAAGUUGUUAGCAUUGUUUUCUCCUGAUAGGAAAGAGGGAGAUGGGGACGGGUUUGAUGAUUUGAUACCGGUGGCGAAUUUAUUGGGGAUUAUAUAUCAGAUUAGAGAUGAUUAUUUGAAUUUAAUCGAUACUAAAUAUUCCGCAAUGAAAGGUAUUGCGGGGGAGGAUUUGAUAGAAGGGAAAUUGUCAUUACCUAUUUUGCAUUGUCUUCGAACAACUGAUUCUUCUUCACCAGUUCAUAAGAUCUUAUAUGAAUUCCCAACUGCUGAAGAAAGAUUAGGUCAAUCGGAAUUGAUUGAACAAUGUAUAAGAUAUAUGCAAACAGAAUCGGGGUCUUUGAAAUAUACAUUUGGUUUAAUCAAACAAUUAGAAACAAAAGUUAAAUCAUUAAUCCUUAAAUCAAAUCCUCAACCUGAUUCAUUGUUGAUUCAUAUUAUUGAUCAUCUAUGUGAUAUCUAA
Molecule: messenger RNA, 1029 nt
Organism: Hemisphaericaspora subhashii
Lineage: Eukaryota; Fungi; Ascomycota; Pichiomycetes; Serinales; Debaryomycetaceae
Gene: BTS1
Product: farnesyltranstransferase
Exons: 1
Coding region: 1-1029 (342 amino acids)
Biological process (GO): isoprenoid biosynthetic process
Molecular function (GO): prenyltransferase activity
Source: RefSeq, a predicted model, not a curated record